CUAGCUGUUCCCUUGAGACAUGAUAUGAGUGUGACAUUUGUCUUCAUGCUGUAACAGUUAUGCUUGUCUAGAAACGAAGCAGGGGGAGUUUCCUGUGUCACUGCAGGAAUGCCGGGUGGAGACUAUGGGGAGCUUGGGGGCAGCCUCCCUGCCAUCGCCUCCCUGAACGCGUCCUACUCCACCUCGCUGUCCCUCCCUUCCCCGUACAUGUUGGUGCCCCCCGCAGAGCGCAAGGCCAUCUCUGACGUCCGUCGAACCUUCUGUCUCUUCGUGACAUUCGAUCUGCUCUUCAUCUCUCUUCUGUGGAUCAUUGAGCUGAAUACCUCCAGCUCCAUCUGGGAGAGCUUAAAAAAUGAGGUUGUCCUUUAUGACUACAGGUCUUCCUUCUUUGACAUUUUUCUCCUCGCCUUGUUUCGUUUCCUGUGUCUACAAGUGGGUUACGCUGCUUUUCGGUUGAAGCACUGGUGGGUUAUUGCGGUCACCACUCUUGUGACCAGCGUCUUCCUCGUUGUUAAAGUCAUUGUUUCGAGUCUCCUGACCCAGAAUGCCUUUGGCUACGUCUUACCCAUCACUUCAUUUGUGGUGGCCUGGCUGGAGACCUGGUUCCUCGACUUCAAGGUGCUCACCCAGGAGGCCGAUGAUGAGCGAGCCUACCUCGCGGUGGUGAACGCAGCCUGCGAACGAGCGCCUAUGAUCUACCCCCGAGCUGUUUCAGACGGACAGUUUUACUCUCCACCUGAAUCUGUCGCAGGCUCUGAAGAGGAUCUGGAUGAGGAGGGUCUUGGACGCAGAGCUGUCACUUCGCAGGAGAAGGAGUACGUCAGACAGGGUCGUGAGGCCAUGUCUGUGGUAGAACAGAUCCUAUCGCAGGAGGAAAACUGGAAAUUUGAAAAAAACAAUGACAUGGGAGACUCUGUCUACACCCUGGAGAUUCCCUUCCAUGGAAAGACUUUCAUUCUCAAGGCUUUUAUGCAGUGUCCUGCUGAGCUCGUGUAUCAGGAAGUGAUUCUGCAGCCAGAGAAGAUGGUCCAGUGGAACAGAACUGUUUCUGCCUGCCAGAUCCUUCAGAGGGUUGAUGACAACACUCUGGUAUCGUAUGACGUCUCCUCUGGAGCAGCAGGGGGAGUCGUGUCUGCGAGGGACUUUGUUAAUGUUCGGCGGGUUGAACGCAAACGAGACUGCUACAUGUCUGCUGGCAUGGCAACCGACCACGAUGCUAAGCCUCCGUGCGGCCGCUACGUCAGGGGAGAGAACGGUCCUGGAGGAUUUGUGGUCCUGAAAUCCAGCAGUAACCCGUCCGUCUGCACCUUCAUCUGGGUCCUCAACACAGACUUGAAGGGCCGACUGCCCCGCUACCUCAUCCAUCAGAGUCUGGCUGCCACCAUGUUUGAGUUUAUGUCGCAUUUACGUCAACGUAUCUGUGAGCUGCGGCCCUCUCUCCGCUCCCACCAUCACACCUAAAACAGGAAGGACGUCUAAUUGUGCGACAGCUAGUUGAGAGGCGUCACUAGUGCUCUCUUUUUGUGGACCCCAAAAAUGCACGUAGCAGUACCGUCCGCUGUGAGGACGUGCUUACGUAACUGAGAAAAUUGCACUUCCAAGCAGAGGAGAUGUGACAUGUGUGACCUCAUAUUCACCACAUUUAAAUCACAAGAGAAGAGGAGUUUUCAGAUUUCAAAGACGAUGUUCGCACUCAUCGUUAAACUUCAGCAUUUUGGGUUUUUUGUAAAGCGUGAUCACAUACAUAUUUUUAUGUGGACCUGUAAUUGUUUUGCUGUGUUCCUCUCCGUGCAAUGAAAACCGUUUCCUUAACCUGCCAAGUCAUCGUGUGACUGGCUGGACAUUACUGAACCUGUGAUUUUCUCUGUCUGGGCGUCCGUCUCACUUGUUACAAAAAACUGUUGCAGUGUCAUGAAGCAGCUGUCUCUCUGAGCCUUAUCGAACUGCACACAUAGCCAUGAUUUUCUGCUUUUUAAAUAUGAUUUUUGUGUGUGUUUUCCCCUCACCAUCAUUUUCUGGUGCAACAGCCCUGAAACAACUCCACACAUGACAGCCGUUUUUCAACAAACACCCACAGUCUCAUCACCACUAGAGGGACACACCACUGAUCCACACAGUGAAAGCCUUGGAGUUUGACAUCCCCAAUCCCAGGGUGCAAAAAUCUGUCAGCCAACAUCUAAUCAACUAUCACUGAUGCUUUUUAAAACUGUUUUUGUUUUGCACUUUGGGAUCAACCAGGAGGUCAAACCGUGACUCAGAUCAGGAGGCUGUUUGUGUUAAAAUCCAUUAACAAGCUCAAUGGGACAAAUGAAAAAUGGUGAUAAUGUUUGUAAAUUAGGCUGCUGUAUACUUACUAAAGCUGUCUUUGGUGCCAAUAACCUCCAGUGGCCUUAUGGAAAAAUGUCCCACUCAUUAUGUGUCAUCAGACACAUUAAUAAUGUAACUUUACUUUCAUGACUUUAGUUCUGGCCUCCCCUCAGGUCCUGAGAUGUGGCACUGAAUGAGGUUUUUCUAUUAUUUCUUACAUCAUGGAGCAUCACACUGUCUUUAAACAGUUUAGAAAUGUUGCAUAAUGCUUGUUUGAGCUUUUGUCUCAAAAUCUGUCUCAUAGACUGUAUAUACAGAUGGAUAACGCAUGUCCACUUGCUCUGACUGUAUAAAAUGGAGCCUUUAUAUCCCAAAUAGGGGUGUUAGUCACAGGUUUCACCGUGAUACGAUAUGAUAUUGCCUCUUUGGACAACUAUCCAAUAUUUGCUGAUAUCACAAAGUCUUUCUAGACACCAUGUCGAUUCAGGGGCAUUCAGGUGACACAGACAUGCCAUGGGAAUUUCAAAAUAGAUGCGUAUCGUAAAUAUAACUGGAAGUUUCGAUGUUUUCAGUUUGCAUCAGUGAUAUUAGAUCAGUGGUCACUGAAUAGAUGUAUCCAUCCAGAUCAAUGUAUCGUUACACCCUUAAUCCUGGAAACUGUUGCUGCCAUCUUGCACUGGUGACAUCAGUGGAGCCAGAGCCGCAGUCGCAACCUCCAGGGUUUCGGUUUCCUAACCCAUACACCAGUCCAGCCAACCGUGAGAAACAUCAAUUGGCACAAAGCCUUCAACAAGAUGUUAAACCCCCUUUUUGUAGCAUGAAAUAACUGAUCAGAAAAACUUAUCAGGAAAAAGGAGCACUUGAAAAUGCAUAAAUGUUAUAAGAAUGACCUAAAAGCAUCUUUGAGAACAAGAUAUUUGACAUAUACUUUGAUUUUUUUAGUUUAGCCCAUGUUGCAUUGCUAACAUGGAGUGGGCGGGGUUUAAUACUGCAGGCAGCCACUAGGGAGUGAUCGAGAUGUUUUGGCUUCACUUUUGGGGAACAGUCAUGUUGUCAGUCUUCAUGAUACAGUCUAUGGUCUGUACCUCAGUAAGUUAUUAUUUAUCAUUGCAUAUGUGAUGACAUCUGAGAAAAAGACUGGGGCUGGCUGAUGGUUCACAUGACUGUGAAGUUGAACCAAAGAGAGUGAGUUGUUCUUCCUUGUGCUUUUUAACAGUGAGAAAUAAUGCAUGAAACAAUUUUUUCGAGCUGUUUACACUUUGAAGGAGCAUAUUUGUGGAUGUUACUGUGACGAUGUGAGUGUGAUGUGGUCAUUCGCCACAUCACACUCACAUCAUUGCCACGCAGCCUUGAGGCGUUUUACUUUGUAAGCCCAUGUAUUUGUGAAUGCUUUAAUCACAGUUGGACAUUAUUCCUUCUCAUGAAGCCCUAAAGUCUCGCUAUUGAGAUUAAACUGGAUCAUUUGUCAGGAUUGAUUUUAGCUACAUAUUGUACUGAGAGAAUGUCAAAAGAAAGUUAUUAAUUAUAUCAACAAUUUGGUGCCUUUAUCACAGUAACGUUACAUGUCUGCCUUUUCUUCUGCUUUGCUUUCAUUUUAUACCGUUAAAUCAAUGCUUACUACCUUCAGCGACGUUAUGCCAUUUGCAUAUUAAGCCGGCUUAGAGAACAUGUUUUCUUUAGUUUUUUUUUUAAAUAAUGGUGUCUAUAGCUCAUUCAUCAAACAUGUUAAUUUAAAGCCAUUACAGAAAUACUGACCAACAGUUUUUGAGUCUUAACCAGUGUCUUAUGUCUAAUAAAAUAUAUGAACUCAUCACAGAGUUAAUAG
This is a messenger RNA of Plectropomus leopardus (leopard coralgrouper), 4132 nucleotides long. RefSeq names its product StAR related lipid transfer domain containing 3 (gene stard3). NCBI's taxonomy places the organism in Eukaryota, Metazoa, Chordata, Actinopteri, Perciformes, Serranidae. Gene Ontology annotation, molecular function: cholesterol binding; cholesterol transfer activity. Gene Ontology annotation, cellular component: endoplasmic reticulum-endosome membrane contact site; late endosome; endoplasmic reticulum membrane. Gene Ontology annotation, biological process: cholesterol transport. The record is from RefSeq and is a predicted model, not a curated record.